UCCAAACCACCCUCACUUCCCCUCCGUGCGCAGUAAUUGCUGUGUUUGGGUCUAUCCCGUGUCACCCGCAACCGUGUUCUCCCCGAGAGAAGCAGUGAACCCUAGUUGACACAGUCUCUCAGCUCCACCGGUCCCAGGCUGGUGCGUCCCGUUGCGCACAGCUCAGCAGUUUCCCAGCACUGCACACUUCGCAGGCGCUCUCCGGAUUACCCAAAAAACCUCAGGACGGCUGGUGGGAAAGAUUGCUACAACUUUACGAGUCAGUAUGUUUCAUGUCUGGAUGACAGAGGAUCGGUGACAAGAAGACUCGGGGGAGUUCAGGUACAGCAGGAAGAAGGACGAGUCUUGGCUCCCCCCCCCCCUGUUACCUAUUACUCUCUGAGCUCUUGUUAGUUGCUCUCCGCUUCACUUCCCUCCCAAACUUCAGUCAGUGGAUCAUUUUCAGAGCGACAGGAUGGGAUCGCAGACCGGGGCAGCUCUGCAGAAACAGACGCUCCUGUGGUUCAUUGUAGCAGUGUCUCAGUGUGUGUCAGUAUUGGGGUGUGGACCCCUAUACGAAAACGCCAUUGAGGAGUCCUGCCUGGCCCACUUCAGACGGGACAUGCAAGAGCUGGACCAGAGACACUGGUGUAGCUGGGAAGACACAGUCGAACUAUACGGCGAGCUGACAAACUGCACGUACGUGGUGGCGCUGUGGAUAGGGUGCUUCUGGCCCAACAGGCUGGUGGAUGAGUUCUUCAUCCGAGUCCACAAGCACUACUUCCACGACUGCUCGAUGUCUGGACGGCUUCUCAGGGACCCACCCAACCACAUCCUGGGUCCCUUCAUUGUUGUGCCCAUCCUGGUCACCCUCCUCAUGACAGCCCUGGUAGUGUGGAGGAGCAAACGCAGCGAGGGGAUUGUGUAGUGAACGGGAAGGAGAGGUCACAAGACUCAAGAUAAGAGAUACUUGGCCCUAAGGUUGCAUCAUAUUCACCCUCUGUGACCAAAGGAUCUCUUUUCCUGAGUGUUUGGGUUCUAAUAGAACCAGAAUCAUGUCAUUAUUGGUUCUUGAAGAGUAGCUGAACGAGAUGAAAUGAGAUCCUACUUCAGUGAUGCUUGAAUGCACAUCAAUAUGAAGCUUCUACAGCUCCCAUCUACUGUUACACCAACAUGGAUUGAAAUCAUUUAUUUGGUUUACAGCGCAAAGAGGGGCCAGAACUGCUCACCUUUAUCUGGUGUGGACCAAGAUAGUGACUGAUGGAAAGAUACUGUAAAUAUUUUAAAAAAUCACUUUUAUUGAGAGAAACUGCUUCAACGACUUUUGGAUGUGAUGAUAAUGCUAGUAAGUACACAUAAAGGAAUUUAACAACAAUUUUUCGAGACUACAUAACAUGGCAACACAGGAAUUAAAUGCAGUGCUGAACAUGGCCUGUUUUAUGAAUGUCUUUCUAACACAAUCAAGACAACAAAACAUUGUACACUAAAUUAAAUUCUCUCAGAUGCAUUUUGUGUUCCAUGUGAUGCAGAGAUACCUGAUUUUAACAUAUGUGUAUUAUAUUCGAAAUAUACUCUCUGAAACAUGCAGAUGGCUUAUCGUCACAUUGUCAACGUGUAGUGGGAGUAGGAUGUGUCUGUUUUGAGUUUUCAUAUAAUUUCCUCUGCUCAUAUCAGACACCCUGGCUUCAGGUCCUCAAUGUCUUGGCAUACCAAGAGCUCAGUCUUUGAAUGGGAAGCAAAGACAUGUUUCCAUAGCAUUAUGCACACUGAACCAGCAGGAAAAAAGCAGGAGGUAAUGAUGUGACAAACUAAAGAUUGGCAAAUGUGGACUACAGGAUAUUGAGAAACCACACAACACAGAGGACGGUCACUACGCAGGGGUUGAGACCCCAAUUUGGACAGGCUGUGAUGAUGUGAUGUUCUGCAGCUUCCAUCCUCCAUCACCAAGGAAACUAAAAGGAAGAAAUGCUGGAGACACACAGGUGGAAGUGGUUGAGAGUGAAGACUCUGAAGGCCAACAUACAAAGAAAGAAGUUUGGAGACUGCAGACAGUUAAUUAACCAAAAAUUCUUACAUUCUGUCAUAUUUUUCUCCCUCAGACACUGUUAUGCAUGUUGUUUACCAUACAGAAAGACACAAUACCAUCAAUUACCAUAUUGAUUGCAGCCAAAUGAGGCAGUUAUCUGAACAUGUGGAAAGAAAAACAGAACAAAGAGUAGAAAAUUCACAGUGGAAAAAUCAGUCUAACUACGGAGAGAACAUAAAGCAAUGGAUUAGCCAACGCACAUCUCUGCUGAACAUUGCCAUAGCCUAAAGCACAGUUUGUGUAUCACGGACCUUAGGUUUCUAUUGAUUUAUGAUCUUCAAGUGUGGUAGAGUGUGCUGUGUGAACUGUUUCCUCAUUGAUAUUUUUGAAUGCUAUCUUUCCUUUAUAGAUUCAUUGACCUGUAACCUGCCUGUCAGUAAAACACACUUUAAAACACACCCACACUUCCUCAACAUGAUCUUACUUUGUGCUUUGUGCCAAACGCUCUUGGAAAUAUGACAGAAACAUUUGCUAUGAAAUGUAUAAUUUUCUGUUGCCGUGACUUCUGAUGAUUGAAUUUUAAAAUCUAUGAUCAUGAAAAAAGUUCAAUAAAAUGUCUUUAUUAAUGUGUCUGAUACA
Messenger RNA from Morone saxatilis (striped sea-bass), 2644 nucleotides. It is a transcript of the gene ramp1, whose product is annotated as receptor activity modifying protein 1. Gene Ontology annotation, molecular function: coreceptor activity. Gene Ontology annotation, cellular component: cell surface; membrane; signaling receptor complex. Gene Ontology annotation, biological process: regulation of G protein-coupled receptor signaling pathway; G protein-coupled receptor signaling pathway; calcium ion transport. The record is from RefSeq and is a predicted model, not a curated record. NCBI's taxonomy places the organism in Eukaryota, Metazoa, Chordata, Actinopteri, Moronidae.